CCGCGCGUGCGCCCGGCGGCGGCAGGGGCGGGGACCGGCCGCGCCCCCGCGCCGGAACAGGAAGGGCGGAAGGGCGGGCGGCGGCGGUCCGGCUGGGAGCGGCUCGGAGCGCUCCGCUCCCGACGCUGCACCGGGCCUCGGCCUCGGAGCCGGAGGGGAUCUGUCAGCCCCUGCCCUGCGAGCGGGCAGGAUGGAGCUGGACGAGCUGCUGCUGGACGAGGAGGGCGCCUUCUCCCUCAGUGGGUUCCAGGAGUUCACGUUCCUGCCCAGGCACCAGCAGCUGAGCGAGAGGGUGCGGAAGCGGCUCUAUUAUGGCUGGGACAAAGACUGCAGCCUGGAUAAUCUCUCCAGCCCUGUGGCAGAUAUUGCUGUGGAGUUGCUGCAGAAAGUGGCUCCCAGUCCUAUCCGCAGACUCCAGAAGAAAUAUGUGUCUCAUGUAUCUCGGGAAGCUUGCAUCUCGCCCUGCUCCAUGAUGUUGGCACUGGUUUACAUUGAGAGGCUCCGGCACCGCAACCCUGAAUACCUCCAGCAGAUCUCCUCUUCAGACCUCUUCCUGAUCUCCAUGAUGGUUGCAAGUAAGUAUCUGUAUGAUGAAGGUGAGGAAGAGGAGGUGUUCAACGACGAGUGGGGAGCAGCAGGGAAGGUGGAUGUCCAGACCAUGAACACACUGGAGAUGAACUUCCUGAGCGCCAUUGACUGGAGUCUCUACACAGAUCCUCGGGAGCUGUUUGAAGUGCUGAGCUGGCUGGAAGGACGUGUGGCUGAAAAACAGGGCAUGUGGCGUGGCUGGUUCACCUACACAGAUCUGUGUGUCCUCAUGGAGCAGUCCAUGUGGCAGCAUGUGCUGGGCCAGUUCUACCAGCAAGUGGUGAAGCUGGCCUGCCUCCUGGGUGUGGUGUACCUGACGGGCUUCGCAGCCAUCUUCGCCUCCAUCACGGUGGUGCACCGGUCUGUGUGCAUGAGGAGUGUCAGCACUGCAGCCCCCCGGCCUGUGCUGUUCCCUGAGAAAGGGAGCUGCCAGCUGGAUGCCCAGCCAGCCCCAGCCCCUGGCCAACCCCAGCCCGAGCUGCCCAAUGUCUCCUCAGCCAGCUGCACCCGUUGCCUGGAGGAGAAUGAGACGACCAAGGAGCCCCAUCGUGGAGGUGUCACGGCGACUGCACUCUACCUGUGGAGCAGCGUGAUGACGGCCCUGUCCUACCCAAAGGCACCUGAUCUAGCCCAGCACAGGCGCCUCCCACAAGGUCCUUUCCGGAAAGUGCCCACUGCCUGUGAGAGAUCCAACCGUACCAGCCCUGCUGCAGCCCCCAGCCAGCCUGGCCCUUUUGGACUCGCCGUGCUCCCGGCUCCUCCGGUGCUCCACUGCCAUGCUUGCUCAGCCACUGCAGGCCCCACGUGGGAUGCAGCCCCCAACCGUGAGGACUGGCUGGACCCCCUGGGGCUGAAGCAGUGCUUCUUGCAUACUGCAAUGGAUCUCAGUAGAAUCAAGAGCUUCAUUUUUCCCAGCUAGGAGUAUAGAACAGCAGCCCCGUUCCCCUUCCCUUCUAGUGUGGCACAACUCACUUCCUUACACUUCUGGGACCCCUGAUCCCUGGAACUGCAGGAGGCUGAAGGCCCCUGCAUUACUUUCAAACCAGCACUUGUGUCCCCCCACCUAGGGCAGGGAUAUUCUUCACUUGGGGCUGCUGGGACAGGUUGGCAUAGAGCUGGCUUGCUGGGGUGGGAACUCAAUAGCUGGAGGGUAAAUAUGGGUCACCUUUGGGCUGGGGUGCUUGUGCAAAGGGGGUAUUGGACCUCUUCCUGUAGUGAGUGGUGUUGGACACAGGUGGCAUAUGGGAUGUUGGAGGCUGGGACUGUGUGUGCAGGGUGGAGAGGCUAAGGCAGUGACCCCAGUGAGAAGCUGAGAUGCCUGGGGUAGGGGAGAGGAGGUUGAAGGAGGUGGGAGUUAGCUGGCUGGUCAUAGCAGUAUUUACAUUUGGGGGAUGUUAGGGCACUUCUUGGAACUUGCAAGAGUGACACCAAGCAGGUACCCUGAUGUGGCUGUGCCCUGCUGGGCUUGGUGGGGAUGAAGUGUGCUUAGGGCUGAACUUCCUUAUCCUGCUUGUGUUGGAUGUUUUGAAUCUGGGGUGCUCUGUGACCCCAUCCCAAACCCCAGCUGUCUGUGUCUGUGAGAAAAUAGUGCCUGACUGCUCCUCAGAGUGGGAAGAAGGCACCCUGUCUUGCUGACCAGGCCAGCUCAUCGUGCCCCUUCUUUUUACUGUGGAUUUUACACCUGUUUUUCACUCUUUUGUAGAUGCAACUCUCUUCCAAUAAAAGUAGUUCUUGCUGUG
Molecule: messenger RNA, 2327 nt
Organism: Passer montanus (Eurasian tree sparrow)
Lineage: Eukaryota; Metazoa; Chordata; Aves; Passeriformes; Passeridae
Gene: CNPPD1
Product: cyclin Pas1/PHO80 domain containing 1
Exons: 8
Coding region: 191-1507 (438 amino acids)
Biological process (GO): regulation of cyclin-dependent protein serine/threonine kinase activity
Cellular component (GO): nucleus; cyclin-dependent protein kinase holoenzyme complex
Molecular function (GO): protein kinase binding; cyclin-dependent protein serine/threonine kinase regulator activity
Source: RefSeq, a predicted model, not a curated record